Leguminivora glycinivorella is the source of this 1020-nucleotide messenger RNA. RefSeq lists its product as uncharacterized. Lineage: Eukaryota; Metazoa; Arthropoda; Insecta; Lepidoptera; Tortricidae. Bases 314 to 991 code for a protein of 225 amino acids. The transcript is spliced from 4 exons. The record is from RefSeq and is a predicted model, not a curated record.
UCGCCUCAAAUUGUUACCCACGCCACUCGUCUUUUUUGACCUCCUUUAAACGCCUGUUGCAUAAAAUACUAUAAACAAAGGCCCACUAAGGUGGUCCUGGCCCGGUAUAAAAACCUUCGUGUUUCACACUUUUUUUCUCUGUGAUUGUUAUGUAAAAAAAUAACACUUGAUUCCUUCAGUCAAGUCUGUCAUGAGUCUCAUGACAUGACACAGGAGAAAUUGAGGUUAUUGUUUAUAUUUAAAUUUAACCAUUUAGUAACAAAUUCAUGGCCCAAUUCACAUAAUAAAACCGAUGUAAAAUUUAACAUCAGCAAUGUCUCUGACGAAGCUCCUUAAGGCGCCUACCAAACUGUUUAGGAAGGAAAAUAUAUCGUUUCUUAUAAUUCGUCGAUACGAUAUCGGUCUUCCCAACGACAAUCUUCGCUACCUGUCGGUAAAGCCCUCAGCCUCCAUAUCGGUUCUACGGCAGAAAAUAUGGCACUUGCUAGACCUGCCGGAUUUCUGCGAAGAGGUCAUCGUUCUCAAGUCGAACGAUGUGGAGUUGCCUUUGACGGAGCUACGGAAAGGGAACGACCCGCAGAAACCGUUUAUACUGGAGGUGUGGCCGGCGAAAAGCGUGCAAACAUUCAAACACAACAUGUUGACGAUGGGAAGCGACGUUCGUUCCUCCGUCGCGCCGUCCAUCACAGAUUGUGACAACAAAUCACAAGCAGAGUCUCAGCAGGAUUUUAAAGACGUUGACUCAAUCCACACCCUGCCAGCACCGAUGAAAGAAGUAAACAAAUUACAACAAAAGUGUUUUAUGAACACCUUACCUCCAGAAUACAAAAGCUCCGAACUCUCCUGCAAAAUGUCCUCAACGUCGUUAUUUUUUAAAUUGCCCAGUCGUAAGAAUCGAGAGAAUUUAGGGAUGAUCUUACUCAAGAUUCAAGACGACCUGAUGGCUCUAAGUGACAAAUUAACGACCUUAGAGGAUAAAAUUAAAACUUAGUUCUUGUGUUGUUAAAUAAACAAGUUACU